This is a messenger RNA of Plectropomus leopardus (leopard coralgrouper), 1287 nucleotides long. RefSeq names its product glucosaminyl (N-acetyl) transferase 3, mucin type (gene gcnt3). Gene Ontology annotation, molecular function: acetylglucosaminyltransferase activity. NCBI's taxonomy places the organism in Eukaryota, Metazoa, Chordata, Actinopteri, Perciformes, Serranidae. The record is from RefSeq and is a predicted model, not a curated record. Gene Ontology annotation, cellular component: membrane.
AUGGCUUUUGCAAGGUUGUGUAACAGACAGAUGUUUAGGACCCUCACCCUUGUCCUCAUGGGUAUGUUCCUGUCUUUAGUUCUUUGGGCGACUGGCUCUAACAGGCAGUCAUUGCCUGAUCUCAGAAUACCACAGCAGUUUUCUGAUGACCUGCCUGGCUGCAUGGUUAUCAUCAGUGGAAACGUAGAGGGCAAAAAAGGUCAAUUAGAAGCUCUUCUGGGAUCCAAGAAAAGACAGAAUCUUUUAUUGAAGGAUUUCUACUUGAAUGUGACACAAGACUGCCCAUCUUACAUCGACAAGAGAGGAUUUAUUACAACACCCCUCAGUGAGGAGGAGAAGGAUUUUCCCAUUGCUUACUCCAUGGUGAUCCACGAGAAGAUCGAGAUGUUUGAAAGACUUCUGCGAGCUGUUUACGCUCCCCAGAAUGUCUACUGUGUGCAUGUGGACCAAAAAUCCUCUAAGGAGUUCCAGAAGGCCGUGGAGGCGAUUGUGUCCUGCUUUCCUAACGUGUUUGUAGCCAGUCGGUUAGAAAGAGUAGUGUACGCCUCAUGGUCCCGCGUGCAGGCGGAUUUGAACUGCAUGAAGGAUCUGCUAGAGUCGCAGGUCCAGUGGAGGUACCUGCUCAACACAUGCGGGACGGACUUCCCCAUAAAAACCAACAGAGAGAUGGUUCAGAUGCUCAAGUUCCUCAACGGGAGAAACAGCAUGGAGACAGAGGCCACGAAUGACUAUAAAAGAGGCCGCUGGCUGUAUCAACACAAUGUGACCGACUCCGUCAUCAGGACGGACGCAAAGAAAAGUCCUCCACCUAUCAGCAGCCCCAUGUUUACUGGAAAUGCAUACUUUGUGGUCACUAGGGCCUUCGUGAAACAUGUCAUGGAGGACAAAGAGGUCCAGCAGCUCCUGGAGUGGGAAAAAGACACAUACAGCCCCGACGAGCACUUGUGGGCCACUCUACAGAGGAUGCCCUCUGUUCCUGGGUCAGUGCCCGCCAACAGCAAGUACGAUGUGUCCGACAUGCAAGCCCUCGCCCGUGCUGUGAAGUGGAGCUAUUUAGCGGGAGAUGUAAAAAAAGGAGCGCCGUAUUACCCUUGCACUGGUGAUUACAGGAGGGGAGUGUGUGUGUAUGGAGCUGGGGACCUCCCAUGGCUCUUUCAACAGCAUCAUCUCUUUGCAAAUAAGAUGGAUCCCGAGGUCGAUGAUAUCGCUAUCAGAUGUAUGGAGUCAGUUCUGCGUUUCAAAGCUUUAGGCCAUGACCCGCUGUUAACAGAUUUCAACGUUUUAUAA